Messenger RNA from Misgurnus anguillicaudatus (oriental weatherfish), 3330 nucleotides. It is a transcript of the gene samd1b, whose product is annotated as sterile alpha motif domain containing 1b. The record is from RefSeq and is a predicted model, not a curated record. Gene Ontology annotation, biological process: negative regulation of DNA-templated transcription. NCBI's taxonomy places the organism in Eukaryota, Metazoa, Chordata, Actinopteri, Cypriniformes, Cobitidae. Gene Ontology annotation, cellular component: nucleus. Gene Ontology annotation, molecular function: chromatin binding; histone binding; DNA binding.
AGUCGUCUGUCACUUAACUAGUAAACACAGAGUUGUUUUGAACGUUGCUGACAAUAAUACAGACGAGGUAUAUAAAAGAUAAGCCGCAUUUUGUGUGAAGGAUUGCAGCGUGCGCGUGAACAAAGGCCCGUCGAAAAGGUGCGCACAAUGCGUAACUCCACAAUACCACCUUAAAUAUCCCGCGCGCAUCAGCGCAGAGCCGUAGCGGAGGCUUCUCGUUGCGAACAGUCCACCUUAAGCGCACAUAGUGGGUAAACGCAGGCGUAGAGCGAGGCUUCCGCUUCAUUCACAGCCGGGCUUGGAGCGGAUCGCAGCCCUUCACAGCGUCACUUCGGAGACGAGAGAGGCGCUCGGCCAAAGCUGACCGAACCGGUACCACAACAUGUCGGAGCCAAAAUACCGAGAAUGGAUCUUGGAAACCAUCGACUCCCUGCGCUCGAGAAAAGCUCGACCGGACCUGGAGAGGAUUUGCCGAAUGGUCCGAAGGAGACACGGGUCAGACCCGGACCAAACCAGGGCUGAACUGGAAAAACUGAUCCAGGAACAAACUGUGCUCAAAGUUAGCUACAAAGGCUCGAUUUCGUAUCGCAACGCCGCUAAAGUGCAAAGAAAAUGCAGAAAACGGAUCGAGCAAAACAGCGGCGAGUCUGUGGCUGAACAAACCAAACACGCCAAUUUCAAUAAUAACGGCGACAGUGCGCACAGUCUCACGGACCAGGAGGAGGGCGAAGAUAGAGAGCCCGAGAGCCCGUGUUCUGACCCCGUGCCCCAAACCUCCCUCUCCGCUCAUGAAAAGGGAGAAAAUGUUUCGCCAGUACCUAGCGGAAACAGUUUUGUUAGUUGUGGCGCAACGGGCUGCUCCGUCGGGAGCGUCAAGGCAAGUGCAUCGAAAGACAACAGAUUAAUCACUCAGGCGGGGGUUAACGGCUCCGCUCUUCGCAGCGAUCACGGAGCGAACGUUUCGAGCGAUGCUUCAAGUGCGAGCAGACGGGCCGAAGGAGAAAACGCGCUCGGUGUUGCCCACGAGGAGGGGAGCAGUAAUGAAAAGGAACAGAAAACUUGCUCGAGCGCCAGUUCGGCCGUCAUCAGUACGCCUCCGAGAAACAAGCUCCCCUCGCCCCCAAAACCCAAACUCAAGGUGGGGGCAAAGGGGUCCGGGGCGAGCUGCUCGGAGUCUCCGGAGGAGAAGAGUAUCGAUCUAGGCGACAGACUGGUUGCCGCGGUCCGAAGUAUGUCCGAGAGACACCGGGGCUCCGUCGCAACACGGGGCCACGCGCCACUGGGACUUAAAGAAAUACUCGGCUACCUCAGCACGCAAAGCGGGGUGCCCGGGGAAAAGCUGACCCGCAACCGCGUCCGAGUGGUGCUGGAGCGCGAGAUCGAGAGGGGUCGCCUCCGCAGAACGCGCCUCGGCCACAUCACUCUUCUCGCGAGGGGGAUGGGGGCGGCCAAGCCGUCCGCGCGACUCCUGAAAAGCGCACUGCAGGACAGACACCUCGCGAAAAAGGAAGAGGUAAAGGAGGAAGAACAAAUGGAGACAGAAUGUGAAGAGGAUGGAAAAGAGGCAGAUUUAGUAGGAACAGCAGAGGAUGUUCCCAAAGCCAUCACUGAUGGGGGUCUGACAGGUGUCAAAGCUUGCUCUGACCCAAUCUCAACUGACAUGGAGGUCGAGACUGAUAAUGGCAGCAUAUCAACCGUGACGUCUGAGGGGAAAUCCCAACCAUCUUCACUGCUAGAGUCAUCAAACCAAUGCUCCCAACAGGAAGUAGACGUGGGUGGAAGUGAAGAGCAGACAGUGUCUGCUGAGCCUGAGGAUGCUGAUAUUGAGAGCAGUUCGGCUACACCUGAUCAACUACAUCCUAACACAGAGGAUCAUGCAAUUGUAAUGCCAGAGACUGUUAAGGCUCCAUCAUCAAUAGCUAUACGAAACUUUGUGUGUUCCUCGGGCUGUAAGCUGGAAGUGGGAGCGUCAUCAUGUCUGCUGACUCCUUCUGCCUCCCCAGGAGCAGCUGAAGAACGAGGGAUAAAUGAAGGAAUAGGAGGCUUUGUGAAGUUGGAGACAGGUGGUGUGAAUCCCAUUGAUUGGACGGUGGCAGAUGUAGCCAGCUACUUCACUGCGGCUGGAUUCCCCGAGCAGGCGCUUGCCUUCAGGACACAGGAAAUUGAUGGGAAAUCUCUUCUCCUAAUGCAGAGGAGCGAUGUGCUAACAGGCCUGUCAAUCAGGCUUGGUCCCGCCCUGAAGAUCUACGAACGUCACGUAAAAAUUCUCCAGAAGACCCACUUCCAAGAUGAUGAAGCUUUUUGCUGAUAGGCCCACAUGUAUGUUAGCCAUUGUCCGUGAUGAAUGAGCUACUAAUAUCGAACGAUAUUCACUCAUAACAGAUUCCAGAUGUGUACACGGUCAUGCUUAAAACUUUCACUUGCACAAUUACUAAUGAGGAUUUGUCUGCUGCUGAAUACUAAGAACAUUCCAGAAAUCCCACUUCUUUUACACACAGUUGCACGCACACAUGCAGCACUCCUAAAAAAAUGUACAUUAACACGCGAAAACGUGACUGAAAUGAACAAAACAAAAUGGUGGAUAAAGGAUUGGGACAGAAAAGCAGCUGCUCGGACAGUGAACUUUCAUUUCAUCAACUGGAUUUGAUCUCAUUAGUCCAGCAGAGGGCAGAAUGGAUUUUUGUGACCUCCAAAUGAAUUUUUCAUGUUACAGAUGAAUGUUAUGUAACACAAUUUGUUACUUUUCCUCCAGCGGAGAACAAGCUGGUUGUCUUGUUACAUUUUAAGAGGACAAUUCUGAUUGGAUAAUGAAUCCUCAUCUUCAUCGUGAACUUGUUCCUCAAACUUGUUGCAGUGACACUGUAACCCUUGUCGUACCUCAAAUACAGACUGGACUAUUUCCUCCCUGAACUUUACUUCUUAAACAUCCAACGUUCCCAGUGUUCUUGUGUCCUGCACCAUUGUCAUAAAGAAACUCAGAGACUGUAUGCUAAUGCAGAUCUUUUGCACACAAUCAAGUUGUCCUGUCUCACAGAGGAAAUCCCUUUAAAGCCUGCAAGUUACUCCUUUAAUCGUAGAUUUGCCAUCCAUAGCGUUCUGCCAUCCGCAGCUAUGUGUACAUUUUAAGGUGAAGUCCAAGUUGCAAAGAUUGAAUUCCUUCACCAGCAGGUUUAUAAUGUAUGUCCACAGAUGCACGGGGAUAUGUCUUGAAGGAAAUCUCAAACAUCUUUAUAACAUAAAAGACAUUGCUGUCUAAAGCCUUUAGCUUUAUUGUCAUAUCUGUUUAUUCAUGAAGCAGCACCAUGUGGACUUAAAAUGGAUCUCAUAAAU